AUGGCAAAAAAGGGAGAUCUAGCUUCAUCUUCCAUUUUGGCUUCAUCUUCAUCAAUGAAUCAUUCUUCCAUUGACGAUGUCUCCAGUCCAUAUUACCUUCAUCACUCAGACAGUCCUGGUAUAGUUCUAGUUUCACAGCAGCUAACUGGUGAAAAUUAUGCUACCUGGAAUCGAGCCAUGACCAUAGCAUUAAAGGUGAAAAAUAAAUUCGAUUUUGUUGAUGGAUCGAUUACUCGAGCUGAAGACAACACUGAGUUGCUUAAUGCCUGGAUCUGCAACAACAACAUCGUCAUCUCUUGGAUUCUUAAUUCCGUAACAAAGGAAAUUUCAGCUAGCAUCAUCUAUUCGGAAUCUGCUCACGAGAUUUGGAGAGAUCUCAAGGAGAGAUUUCAGCAGAGGAAUGGUCCUCGAAUCUUCCAAUUAAGGCGUGAAUUGAUGAAUUUGACACAAGGACAGUCAUCUAAUCUAUCCUUAUUUCCGCUGCAUACUAAAAUCACAAUCAGAACAAACAUUUGGUAUCAGUGCUCUCCUGAUCUUAAAGGCCUGUGA
Olea europaea var. sylvestris is the source of this 549-nucleotide messenger RNA. RefSeq lists its product as uncharacterized. The transcript is spliced from 2 exons. Bases 1 to 549 code for a protein of 182 amino acids. Lineage: Eukaryota; Viridiplantae; Streptophyta; Magnoliopsida; Lamiales; Oleaceae. The record is from RefSeq and is a predicted model, not a curated record.